AUGUCGGGCAAUGCUGAGACAGACCUGGGAGGGGUGGGGGUGGUAGGAAUGAGGUUUGGGGUGGACCUCGUGCACGCUCUUCCCACGUUUCUCCUGUUAGUGAUGCAGAGACCUGGAGCUUUGUGUUUUGCUUCAUGGACCACAGGAACUGGAGUUUUGUGUUUAACCUUCUUCCAGUUAGCAGACUCUGAGUCGGACUGUGAGCUUGGCGAAAGGUGCAUUGGGCAGAGCGAUGAAAACUUUAGCAGCUGGUAUGUGUGGUUCCUGAUGUUGUUUUUCCUGGCCUUGCUCCUGUCCUGCGGGAUCUGCUGCUGCCUGCAGUGCUGGCUGAAACGGCGGAGCUGCCUCCCCCACCGACGCACCCUGGCCGUCUUUGCGCUCAGCAGCAGCUCGGAUGCCUUUUGCGCAAGUGAAGUGCCUCAGUGCCCAUUCGCUGGAUCUCCAAGCCCCUGCAUGACUGUGGAGAUGUCUUCCCCUGCCCCACAGUUCAGCCUUGGGGGAACUGAUUUGCCUCCAUCCUAUGAGGAUAUUAUGAAGGAAAACAAGCUCUAGACACCACGUGUUGGCUUUCUGCGAUUCCACUUGGUUCAUCAGAGAUCUUCCGUUAUGCUACAGUAGUGUGAGAUCAAAUCAGCCCUUUCCACAGGUUGGCCAAGAGACU
Aquila chrysaetos chrysaetos is the source of this 661-nucleotide messenger RNA. RefSeq names its product transmembrane protein 207 (gene TMEM207). Bases 1 to 552 code for a protein of 183 amino acids. Lineage: Eukaryota; Metazoa; Chordata; Aves; Accipitriformes; Accipitridae. The record is from RefSeq and is a predicted model, not a curated record. The transcript is spliced from 6 exons.